UCACUCUUUCAUCCAAGGUCUACUGAAUGCCAUCCCUGUGCUUGCCACUGACUGUACUUAGUAGGAGUUAACCCAGGUCCCUGCCAUUGCCAAACCGAGAUCCGGAAAGAAAAACUCCCCAGUAACCGAGCGAAGAUGGAAGAGCUGAGCCAAGCCCUGGCUAGUAGCUUUUCUGUGUCUCAAGAUCUGAACAGCACAGCUGCCCCACACCCCCGCCUGUCCCAGUACAAAUCCAAGUACAGUUCCUUAGAGCAAAGUGAGCGGCGCCGCCGGUUACUGGAACUGCAGAAAUGCAAGCGGCUAGAUUAUGUGAACCAUGCCAGAAGACUGGCUGAAGAUGACUGGACAGGGAUAGAGAGUGAAGAAGAAGAUAAGAAAGAUGAUGAAGAAAUGGACAUUGACAGUGGCAAGAAGUUACCAAAACGCUAUGCUAAUCAAUUGAUGCUCUCAGAGUGGUUAAUUGAUGUUCCUUCAGAUUUGGGGCAGGAAUGGAUUGUGGUCGUGUGUCCUGUUGGAAAAAGAGCCCUUAUUGUGGCAUCCAGGGGCUCUACCAGUGCCUACACCAAGAGUGGCUACUGUGUCAACAGGUUUUCCUCUCUUCUGCCAGGAGGCAACAGGCAAAACUCAACAACAGCAAAAGACUACACCAUUCUAGAUUGCAUUUACAGUGAGGUGAACCAGACCUACUAUGUUCUAGAUGUGAUGUGCUGGCGGGGACACCCUUUUUAUGACUGCCAGUUUAAAUUUGUGGGGCUAAAGAAUUUCCCUUGUACCCCUGAAAGCCUGUGUAAGGUGCUUUCUAUGGAUUUCCCUUUUGAGGUAGAUGGACUUCUCUUCUACCACAAGCAGACCCACUAUAGCCCUGGAAGCACUCCAUUGGUUGGCUGGCUGCGCCCCUACAUGGUGUCUGAUGUCCUUGGUGUAGCUGUGCCUGCUGGCCCACUAACCACCAAGCCAGAAUAUGCUGGGCACCAACUCCAACAGAUUAUUGAGCACAAGAGGAGCCAGAAGGAGGGCAUGAAGGAGAAACUCACACACAAGACUUCUGAGAAUGGGCACUAUGAGUUGGAGCACCUGUCUACCCCCAAGCUGAAGAGCCCUCAUAAUCCGGACCAUGCUGAGAGCCUCAUGGAGAAUUGAAAGAGGGAAGCCCCCUUAAGGAGUCACGGAUGGUACUUGGCCCAGAAGGAAGACUAAGGAGGAGGAUGGUGACAAGAGAUGACUUCAUUUUAGAGUGGACUUUUCAAAGCCACUCCAGCUGGAAAUAGCUUAUCAUCAAUCUGAAAUGCUGGCUCUAAGUGGGGGAGGCAUUCCCAGAUUGGGUGGCAUUCAGAUUGAUUUGAGCAGCUCCUACCUUGAUAAGUGUAUCCCAGAUCUACAAUGUAAAUAUAUGUAAUUCUUAAGAA
Otolemur garnettii (small-eared galago) is the source of this 1406-nucleotide messenger RNA. It is a transcript of the gene SNUPN, whose product is annotated as snurportin 1. The record is from RefSeq and is a predicted model, not a curated record. The transcript is spliced from 8 exons. Lineage: Eukaryota; Metazoa; Chordata; Mammalia; Primates; Galagidae. Gene Ontology annotation, molecular function: nuclear import signal receptor activity; protein binding. Gene Ontology annotation, biological process: snRNA import into nucleus; protein import into nucleus. Gene Ontology annotation, cellular component: nucleus; cytoplasm. Bases 136 to 1140 code for a protein of 334 amino acids.